GCAGGCGCGGUCCCCACAAGCAACGCGUUUGUAGGCGGUUAGGUGCGCACGCUCUGUCCCGGCGUGACCUUCCGACCCGGCUGUCCUCACCGCAAUGGCGGCUGUGAGGGCCCUGGUGGGCUCGAGGCUCGCUGCGGCGUCUGCGUUCGCGUCCCUGUCCCCCGGCGGUCGGACGCCUUCCCAGCGCGCAGCCAUUCACCUCUCCGCGCCGCACCCCGCGGCCAAGGUCGCGCUGGUGCUGUCUGGAUGCGGAGUCUACGAUGGGACCGAGAUCCACGAGGCCUCGGCGAUCCUGGUGCACCUGAGCCGUGGAGGGGCCGAAGUCCAGAUCUUUGCUCCUGACGUCCCUCAGAUGCACGUGAUUGACCACACCAAGGGGCAGCCUUCCGAAAGCGAGAGCAGGAAUGUUUUGACCGAGUCUGCAAGGAUCGCCCGUGGCAAGAUCACAGACCUGGCAAAGCUCAGUGCAACCAACCAUGAUGCCGCCAUCUUUCCAGGAGGCUUUGGAGCAGCUAAAAACCUGAGCACCUUUGCCGUGGACGGGAAAGAUUGCAAAGUUAAUAAAGAAGUGGAGCGUGUCCUGAAGGAGUUCCACCAGGCCGGGAAGCCCAUCGGGUGUGAUGCUUCCACGAGCCUCCCCGCACCUGCUCCUUGGUGGUCCCGGAACCCAAUGCUGCACUGUCCAGGUCUCAGCUGCGUCUGGUGCUGGCAUCUGUCCCAGGUUGGAGAAAUCCCUGGAGCAGGGCGAGAGCCGCACUUGCAUUGAUGAACAUCUGUGAGGCACGUGCAAUGGCCGCUCACUACCAGGUUCUGUCAACCAAACAAGGAUAAGGCUCUACCAGAAUCUUCUGUCUGAGCGGGGCUGGAAAAAAAAACCCUCCCCACCCACAGUCACUCACUUAAGGACCCGCCUGGUCACCGUCCCGGGUGACAUGGCGGAGCCACAGGAAGAGGUGCAGGCUCAGAGCUCCCGAAGGAGGUCCCUGCUACAGGCGCAUCACAGCCCAGGUGAAGAUGCCGCCCACGGUCCCCACCUUGGGAUCCCAUCCUUGUCAGAGAAAACGUUCCUGGGAUGAGCGCCCGGAGGGAGGAGCCCAGGGCCCGUUCUUUUGUGACUGGUUCAAAAUCUCAGUGAAACAAGACAGCCCCUGGCAGGUGAACAUGCCUCCCCUGAAAACAGUGUGGGGCGCAAGCCCGUCUCCUCCCCGGUCCAGCCAUGAGGCUCCCCUGGAAACAGCACGGGGCGCAAGCCUGUCUCCUCCCCGGUCCAGCCACAGGGCUCCCCUGAAAACGGUGUGGGGCACAAGCCCGUCUGCUCCCCGGUCCAGCCAUGAGGCUCCCCUGGAAACAGCACGGGGCGCAAGCGCGUCUACUCCCUGGUCCAGCCAUGGGGCUCCUGUGCACGGUGACCCACAGGCUCUUUUUCUCUUUCCUGAGGAAACCUAAAUGCUUUCCCGCUGCAGCUUUCCCUUCCUAAGAGGAGAAGGGGCGUGGCAGUGGUUCUGUGGCUGGGCACACAGUUUCCAUGUCAGCCUGCCUUGAGGUCCCUCCUGCAGCCGGCCCCACCCACCCCUCAGCCAGGUGCCAGAGGCCUGCGUGGCCAGCCAGGGGCUGUUAGGCGGCCCGGCUGCUUAGUGCUGGGACCCCUUCCUUGAAUGCGGUAGUUGAGGUGGGUGCUGGGCUGUGCCAGGAGCCGCUGUGGUAUCUGUAGCUGGCACUUGAUGGCCAGGCGGCUGCACACAGCAUCAGGAGCUCCUGAGACCCUGCUUCCCAGACUUCCUGCCUGCUCGGAGGGUGGCAGGGGCCUUCAUCUCAUAGGCAGCCAGAAGUUGCUUCAGCUUUAGGACAUGCAGUUUUGGGGUGUGGGUUUGUUUUGAGAGAGAGUCUGUCUCUGUUGCCCAGGCUGGAGUGAUCUUGGCUCACUGCAGCCCCCGCCUCCCAGGGUCAAGCCGUUCUCCUGCC
This is a messenger RNA of Piliocolobus tephrosceles (Ugandan red Colobus), 1962 nucleotides long. RefSeq names its product glutamine amidotransferase class 1 domain containing 3 (gene GATD3). The transcript is spliced from 6 exons. NCBI's taxonomy places the organism in Eukaryota, Metazoa, Chordata, Mammalia, Primates, Cercopithecidae. Gene Ontology annotation, cellular component: mitochondrion. The record is from RefSeq and is a predicted model, not a curated record. Bases 95 to 766 code for a protein of 223 amino acids.